GUUUGGACAUACUCCUACCUUGCACUCCUUUUCCCAGUCUUCCUGAUCACAGACUACGUGCGCUACAAGCCCAUCCUCCUCCUCCAGGGCAUCAGCUUCAUCGUCACGUGGCUCUUGCUCCUCUUCGCACACGGAGUGGUGGCCAUGCAGGUGGUGGAAUUCUUCUACGGGAUGGUGACAGCUGCCGAGGUCGCCUAUUACGCCUACAUCUACAGCGUCGUCAGCACCGAUCACUAUCAGAGAGUGACGAGCUAUUGCAGAAGCAUCACUCUCGUUGCAGCCACCGUCGCCGCCGUGCUGGGACAGCUGCUGGUUUCCUUAGCCGAUGUAUCCUAUUUUCACCUUAACGCCAUUACUUUGGCUUCCGUGUCGCUGGCAUUCGUGUGUUCGUUUUUCCUCCCAAUGCCUCAAAAGAGUAUGUUCUUCCACAGGCAAGAUGUCUCAGAAACUCUCCCAGGACCAGAUAAAGUUGUGGCUACAGCUGGCUCCGAGAGGCCGCCGAGCUGCCGAGAGGACAAGAGCUCUGUGCCUUCUGACAGGGGACCAAGACCUGAACAGCAGGCUGAUAAUGCCGAGCCCCAGAAUCACAUGCUCAGAGUGCUGGUGCAGCUGGGCAAGGACCUGAGGGAUUGCUACAGCUCUAGGAAACUUCUGUACUGGUCCCUGUGGUGGGCUCUGGCUACGGCAGGCUUUAACCAGGUUCUGAAUUAUAUCCAAGUGCUGUGGGACUUCAGAGCCCCCUCUCACAGCUCUGCAGUGUACAAUGGAGCUGUUGAAGCAAUAGCAACU
Cariama cristata (Red-legged seriema) is the source of this 789-nucleotide messenger RNA. It is a transcript of the gene SLC19A3, whose product is annotated as solute carrier family 19 (thiamine transporter), member 3. Gene Ontology annotation, cellular component: plasma membrane. Gene Ontology annotation, biological process: vitamin transport; transmembrane transport. The record is from RefSeq and is a predicted model, not a curated record. Gene Ontology annotation, molecular function: thiamine transmembrane transporter activity. NCBI's taxonomy places the organism in Eukaryota, Metazoa, Chordata, Aves, Cariamiformes, Cariamidae. The transcript has a single exon. The annotation marks the transcript as partial.